GUGGCUUCAUUGUGCGAAGACGACGACGUGACGUUUAUGUGGACCACACAGCUCAGCCACGUGUGAACAGUGCUGUGGGGGAACCAUGCCGAGCCCAGCCCAGGAGGAGAGUGGGCCAAACCCAGUGAGCACCCAAACCGCACUGGAAGCAUCAGCCAAUGACACGGAUUCUACUGAGCCAGCACCAAUUGAAGCAGGUGCACAAGAAGGGAGGAAUGCAUCCCCUGAGGAGACGAACGGAACCCAAACUGAUAAAACGCUGGCAGAUAAUUCACUUCAACAAGCUGCGGCGACUGUCGAACCCUCAGACAACACUGAAGGGAUGAAGACUGAUCAGGGUCCAAAGACAAAUCCUCCAUCAGAGUUGACACCCGAUGCAAACAAAGAUGCCGGGACUGAAGAACAAAAGUCAAAUAAAAAGGACAGGCGUUUCCCCUCCAAGAAAGCCAUGGUAGAUCCUCUGAAGAUGGACAUGACCAAGCCAGUGGUUAUGCCGCUCACAUCAUCGGAGCUCUCCCUGCAGUGCAUCGAGUGUCACAUCAUCUUCAGUGACUCCAAGAGCAAACAGCGCCACCUGAAGUUGAGCCAUCCAGUCGAGUACGAGCAGUGCAUCUUGAGGAAUUCGGUUUUCACCUGCUACCACUGUGACAGCCACUUCACCAACUCCACGGAGCUCAGGGCCCAUCAGAAAACCCACGUCGAAAGGAAACCCUUCAAGUGCCCUCUAUGCGGCCAGGCCUUUAAAAGGUUAUCCGAGCUCACGCUUCAUAAUAAGGUUCACAUCGGGCAGGAUGGUUACACCUGUCCCGACUGUGGCAAAACAUGCAAAACGAUAACGCUGCUGAAGUACCACAGUCGCGUACACACUGGAGAGAGGCCAUAUGUUUGCAAGGAGUGUGGGAGCAGGUUCAGCCUGUCCCAAACACUGCGGAAACAUAUGCAGUCACACUUGCCGGAAGGUGCCCAAGAAGCGGGAGAUGCCGCAACCAAAGCGCAACGGAAGAAAGAGCUUGAUGCCUUAAAAUCCAAGUAUCCCUGCUCUGUUUGCAAGGCCACUUUCAAGAGUCCCAAGACACGCCUUCGUCAUCUCACAAACAAGCACAGUGUAUCACUCUCUUUGCUUGGUAACCCCCUGCGAGCAAGGUCACACGUAAAUCAGUUUACUCCAGUAAUAAUGCCGAUAUCCAUUUCUCAACCAUCGUUGCUACAGUUGGAGCCCAAUGGGCCUCUUCAGAAAGUAGACGGCAAUAUUGACACAGAGCCAAUACGCAGGCUUAUUGAAUCUUUGGGAAAUGUCCAGAAAGUAAACCAAGUUGUGAUUUUGGGUCAAGUGCCUCCUUAUGCCCCAGCAUUGGAAGUUCAACAGAUGUCUGAGCUGUCCAAUUCAGUCAACCUCAGACCACUCCAAUCACAUUCUGUGGGAUUGAAACCAGCGGAAUCGAAGACGGCGGAAGGAGACUUUUCAAACAACUCCUGUGAUCCAAUGGCGCAAACAAUCAUACUGGAACCGAUCACGCCAGAUGGACAGUUCAUCAACCCGCCCUUCUCAGACUUGAGCUUUGGAGCCAGAUUGGAACCAGAGGGAGAGGUGAUGCAUCAAAUUAAUCCACAACCUGGGAUUAAUACAACAAACUUCAAUGCCUUUGAGCCAUUGAUUUUCCAUAACGAAGGAACAGAUCACAAGGAAGACCUUGAGCAAACUAUCAUAUUGGAACUAACCCCUGCCCUGUCACCAACUGCUGAGCUGCAACAAUCACAAAAUGAGCCACAACCAGAAAUCCCACCACCUUCACUGGUACCAACCACAGAACUGGAGAAAACUUCUUAUCAAAGUAUCGUAAAUGAGCAUAAUACUGGCACACCAGUCCCAUCUUUAGGGCCUACAGUUGAGCAGCACUUGACAUCUUUACAAAGCGAAGUCCCAUUGUUAGGGCCUAUAGUUGAGCAGAACCUGACAUCUUUACAAAGCAAGCAACAACAUCUCCCAGCUUCCACUUUACCCUCAUUAUAUGCACCCACACAAGCUUUAGGAGAACCUGGAGCUAACUCACAGGAGAGGGCUCAAUCACAGACUCAAAAACUCAGUCAAGUUCAGGUGGACUCAUCAUCCAGCAGUGGAACCCCUCAGGAGUCUGAAGAGAAGCCUUCACAAGAGGAAGAAUCACCGGUUAAUCGAAAGGACGACAAAGAUCAGAUGGAAAGUCCGUCUGAUUCCAUCGAUACUUCUGCUAAAAGGAAGGGCCCUUCACAAUCAUCCGGAAAGCAGGGACCACAGACGUCAGAGUUACCUGUGAAUUUAAUGUCAGCCCAAGAGCUUGUGAAAGUACGCAAAAGAAAGCCAGCCAGGGCCUUAAUCAUACAAGGUUAUAUGCAAGAACUAAUUGGGUCCAUACUUGAUGACGAUUUACAAAGUGUUGGCAAACCAGCCAAACGCAAAAAAACAAAAAAGUCUCAUCUUUCUAACUUUAGCCCACAAAAGAAAGAGAAGAAAAACAAAAAACAAGGAGUGCCUUCUCAGCAAUGCCAAUCUCUCCAAAAAGAACCUAUAGUCGGUGGUGCAUCAAAUCUGUUAGAGAAUAAAGUUCCAUCGAAGAAGGGAAAAAUUGCCAAUAAAAAUAAAAAAGCAAAGAAGAUUGCAUCUUCAGCUGAAGUCAGUAUGUCACCAUUAACCAAUGAUUCACAAGGGAAAGAGAAAAUAAGCAAGAAAAAAGAAUAUGCUGCAAAAGAUCAGCAUAAAAAUAAACAAAAGGCUACAAUUAAAAAGAAAAUGAAGUCUAAAAUAGUGCACAAAGGUGGUCCCAAGAAUACAAAAGUAACAAAGAUGACAAAUAAAGAGAGAAAGAAAAAACAAGACACAGCGAGCCCAAAAAAGAACCGAACCAAAAGCCAAGCAGAGUCACCUGGCAAACAAGUAACACAAGACUCCCUCCUUUUGCUGAAAGGUCAUAAGCAGCCCCAGCUGAAGGUUCACAAAUUGGAUCCUUCCAAAACAUCUGGGCAAGAAACAUCACCGAGAGAUAACUCAUCCCAGCACAGCAAAGACAACCGGGCAAAGCCUAAAACCAAGACUGCAAAAGAUCCCAGCAAUGUUGGUAAGAAAAAAGGGAAACCCAAAAAGAUGUCAUUGCUGGCAUUUCUAAAUGCAUCCCAUCAAUCAAGUGAAACCCAGCUUGUCAAGCCAAAGACCGUUCGGAAACGCAAAGCUUCUUCAAACAUUGAGACUGAAGGGGUGAUAACCUCCGUGCAUUCCAAGCGAGCUUUAGAGUGUAAAAACUGUGGGGAGGUGUUCAGUGAAGUCGCCUCACUUCAGAAGCACAAGGCAAUGGUGCAUAUUUUAGAAAGUCCUGAACUUACAUACACAAAUGGGAACAUUUUUGAAGGGGUGCCCAGAUUAGAUGUUUGCCGUCAAGAACGAGUAAUUCGACUGAUGAAUCCGACCACAGGUUGGGAUAUUGAACCGGAGAUGGCAUUAGAGGACAGGGAACAAAGUGUCUCUUUUCCUGCUUUGAUUCCAUCUCCAUCUUUGCCUGCUCAACCUGCUGAUGAAGGCAGUGUUCAGCUUCCUGUCUCUCUGAAACCAUUAGAUCUGCUGAAAAACAAGACUUCUAGUCUGAAUCCUCCAUUCGAUAGCACCACUCAAAUGAAGCAAAAUGAAUCUGUGCUGUCCAUAGACAAACAGCAAGAAAAACGUGCGCCCAAGAACCUCUGUUUAGAAUCAGAACACCGGGCCCCCAUAGAAGAGGACACUAAGGAGGAUGCUAUUUUUGGGGUAGAUCUUGUUACAGUCGGGGAACAGAAUGAAAGUAACAGCGUGGCUUUGCUUCAAGACAACCUUUCCCAAAGUGAAUCUGUUGAAGAUGCCAGUUCUGAAGCAGCUCGCUCUGAAAACCCAACAGAGGAUCAUGCAACAAUUGUGAGAUGUUUUCAGUCGGUGUCUUGCUCCACGCAGCAAAAUGGAGUUAAAGAUGAGGAAGAAGAGGUGUUAGUCCAGAGGAAAACCGAAGCAGGUAAAGGGUUUAAACAACGAGGAGCGCAUCUAAGAUUGGACGAGAUGUCUAGAUGUUUGGAACAAGAUGCUGCUUUGGAAGCUGUAUUGGAGAUGGAACAGGGAGAUUGUCAGGUCAUUUACGAAAAAGUCAAGAGUAAUUCCCAAAUUAAUGAAGAUGAGACCACUGCACAACCUUCCGUUACUGAUAUUCAUCCGGGACCUGAUCCCCAUAGAGGCCCUUCUAAUGCCUCUAGUACUCCCCCAACACCCACGAUUUUGGAUGAAUCCGGUGUAUCUCAGGGAGAGCCGGACAGGGAGAGUCAGCCAUCUCCAGGAAUCUAUCUUGAGAAGAUUGUCACAGCCGAACCCGUGUUGGCUAACAGGGAGCCUCACAGGCAGACUGAAAGAAGGGGUUUGAAAUGCACCGCUGAGAAUAAGAUGCAACCACUGAUCAAGGUUGAGGAGAAUGCAUCAGAUCCACUGCUUGGUGCACCCUUGAGUCAAAAAGAGAGCGGCAAAUCAGGAGCAGGCAUGCAGCCACAGCAGAACGGAGACAUUCGGGCGGUUCUGGUGAAGCAGGAGAGUCGAGUCAUGCUUGAUGACACCCGAUCCACACCGGAUAGCAGACACAGCCAAUGGAAUGUGGAGCAAGUCACUGAUCGAAACUCUGCCAGCCCACUCACAGACACCGAGGAGACGUCCAGUGACUGCCACCUGUCCCCUGACUUAAGCAACAAGCAGUGCAUCUUCUACCCGGUGAAGGCAGAAGAAAGGGAGCUUCCCCUGGGUGCUGCUCACACGACCGGUGGAAGCCCAGAAGCAUCCACUGAUGUCAGACAGACUCUACAUCCAGCCACAGAUGAAGGCACUCCGCAAGACAACCAUGAUUUGAGAGGACCAGAGAUGAUGGGUGUUCAUGACUUUGCAGAUGGACAAGCCGAAGCAGAGUUUCAGAAUCCACCGGACAUGCGGCGCUUUCUCAUCCAGAGUUCUGAUGAAGAUCAUACAAGAGGUUCGGCGUUGUCACAACCUCAUGUUGACACAGAAGCCAAAGUCCUGGCCCAUUUCAGCCAGAAUCAAGGCAACUGCUCACACCAAGCAGACGUAACAACACAAACGGUGUUCCAAGCAGCACCGAGAGAGGCCACAGAACCUAUUGAGUACUUCUCCAGGUACUUUGGCUGGGACACCUGGGUAGAAAUGGCCCACUGCACCAAUCAAACAUCUGACUCUGUCACCGCGGCAGAAGUAGCCACGUUUGUUGGGAUCCACAUUGCAAUGGGAACUUUGAAGUUUCCCAGUCCACGACUCUACUGGGACAACUUGACGAAGGUGCCCUUGAUUGCGGAAGCCAUGGCGCUUCCCCGCUUCCUUCAGCUGUCGCGGUUGUUGAAGCUUGCCUCACCUGCUAAGGAUCCACUUAAUAUGAGAGAAAGAACUCAUACUGACUUUUCUCGUCAUUCCGCUAACAGGAGCGGCCAAAGGCGAUUGCCAAAUGACUCUGUGGACCCUUUGUGGAAGGUUGUGCCAUUAUUGUGCCGUUUCCAAAAAGGCUGCCAAUCAUUUAGAAGACUGGGUGACUAUGCAGUGGAUCAGUAUUUAAUUCCCUUAACUGGUAAGGUGCACAAUAACAGGCUGGCUCUGCAUAGCACCGCAUUGAUCGGAUUUGGGGGUUUGCUCCUGCAUUUGGAUCUUAAAGCAGAUCUAUUGGACAAGGAAGAUGCCGUCGAGAAAAUGGUCCCCAAAGGCAGUACUGUGUUUCUUUGCAAACAAGAACUCUCCACUCCCGCUAUGCUCGAGGGCCUCCUGGUGGCCGGGAUCCACGGUGCUGGCCGAGUGGGCGGCGCGCAGGGCCAGAUCGGAGAUGAGUUCGUGAGCUCAGACGGCAAGCUGAUGCUGCGCAGGUCGAACCGUGGCUUCAUUCUCUCCACGGUGGGAAACGGUCACAGAAACAUGGCCUCUCUUAUCAACAAGUUUGAGAAAGCCCAGGCGGCAGUUCGCCUCAACAGAGAUUUGUUGAAUCUUUACUCCAUCCCGGUUUCCACCUCACCAACAGGCUGGCCUCUCUCUGUGCUCUGGUACCUCACAGAUUUGGCUUUGGUCAACUCAUGGCUCUUGUACAGACACGAUCAGAUGGCCACAUCUGCCCCUUUGUCUCUUAUGGACUUCAGAUUGGCCGUUUCCAAAGCCUUGAUCCAUUCCAGCGGGUCAGACCCUCAGAACUCUGUCCUCCCUCAACCCUCCCCGGGAAAAGCUAAUGCGAGAACCGACCCACCGAAUCCCGGCACAGUAGAGGAAAGCCCUCUCCCCGAUGCGGCCACACGGUACGACGGUUCAGGCCAUUGGCCAGAGCAGCUAGCCGAAGGCGAAGGAGGCAGGUGUCGUUUCGGCGACUGUCAGAGGACGUCGCGAGUUCUGUGCCUCAAGUGCUGUGUCUUCCUCUGCAUCUCGCGCAACCACAACUGCUUUUUGAAUUUCCACAGCCAGGCAAGUGCAGGAAAUACCUAGCACCAGACCUUUCAGUCUUACUUUUCUGUAUGUUACUAGUUUGGUGACAAAUGAAGUCACCACAACAAACUAGCGGUGUCACAAUAUUAAUUAAUUGAGAACAGUGAUACAAACACUACAGCACUAGUAGUUCAGAAGCUAGCUGUUACCUGAUUCAGCAACAUUUAGUUUCUCCCCCCCCCCCCCCCCCCCUCUUUUGCACUA
This is a messenger RNA of Phycodurus eques (leafy seadragon), 6700 nucleotides long. RefSeq lists its product as uncharacterized. NCBI's taxonomy places the organism in Eukaryota, Metazoa, Chordata, Actinopteri, Syngnathiformes, Syngnathidae. Gene Ontology annotation, cellular component: nucleus. The transcript is spliced from 10 exons. The coding region runs from base 86 to 6496 and encodes 2136 amino acids. Gene Ontology annotation, biological process: regulation of transcription by RNA polymerase II. Gene Ontology annotation, molecular function: DNA-binding transcription factor activity, RNA polymerase II-specific; RNA polymerase II transcription regulatory region sequence-specific DNA binding. The record is from RefSeq and is a predicted model, not a curated record.